AUGGGCCUACCCGAGACACCAGCCCAGUGUCUUUGUCCCCUGGACCGAGGAGGAAACAACGGGAGUGGCAGCAAGAGCAUCAACGAUCGCAACGUCCAUGAUGCCCACGAUAUCGAUGCCGAUGACAGCAAGUCCCUGGCCGGCGUUCGAUAUUCUGAUCAAGACAAUAUACAAUCUUCACUGCCAAUCUCGCCAUCUCCCCGCCCAGCCCUCCGCCGGUGUGUGUCGACAACCUUUUACGACGGCGGCGACGCGCAGAAGUGCAUCGACGCGUGCCGUCAAGGGUUCCUUGAUUCUCUCUCGUCUUCGUCCUCGACGUCAUCGCCAUCGCUCUCUGAUACCUGCUCGCUCCUUUCGUCCAAUACGGCUGCCCAACAGGAGCUCUGGCAGCUUUACUGGUGUGACUCGGCCUUUUGCGGCGUCUGGAUUGACAGCCGCGGCGGUGCCGGCCAGGAUCGCCCACCGCCUGCCAACUACUACUGCAGCAGCUUGCUCGCAGCCGGCCCGUCGGCCAACCCUUGCCGCAACCGCGCCGUCGCUACCGAGACGCAAACAAAAACAGCAACACCGACCGCAGCCAUGACCACCACCACUAAUGGACAGAAAAGCCCCGCUGCGGCCGGCACGGCACUUGCCACGCCGCAAAACAGCCAGCACCUGACAACAGCCGCCGGAACACCCGUUGCGGCAACCUCCUUAUCCUUGGGGUACCUUGCUUCGGCGCCAGCAGCAACAGGAUCGCCCGGAGCGAAUAGCAGCACCGACAACGACAGCAGCGCUUCGGAAUCACCCUCGAGUCUAUCUCGUGGGCCAUCCGCCGGCGUCAAGGCCGCUAUUGUCGUUUGUAUUGUCGUGGCAGUCCUUCUGAUCGCCGGCAUUGUCCAUUGCGUUUUGCGCCGCCGACGCAGCAAUAUGCUCGGCCAACAGUCGUACCAGCAUCGCCGCGGAGGGGGAUGUGGAAAUGGGACCGGCGGGGACGGCCCGUCCCGUCGACCCUCGCACGGUGCCAGCAACGACGGUAGCAUCGGCCUUGCCGCCCGUGUCCGUACGACACUUUUCCAUCCCGGCCACGGUCGAGGCACCCAUCGCGACGAGGUGCCGACGCCGCUCAUCUCAGCAGCCAAUUCGUGCAAUUCGGUACGGGGUGUGUCCGUGGUGGACGGCCAGUCGACAACACAGGCAUCGCCAAAACAAAAACGCUCGCGUUCCUCUGCCGCAUUCUGGAAAGCACGAAAAACACGGACAUCGCAAACGUUGUAUCCCGACCCUCGCACGCCGCCUCGGACAGCCGAGCGUGUCGCACGCAGUGUCCUUCCAACAUUCCUUGCCCGACAGCAGCGGGAACGCAGCAUCUCACCGCCGUUGACAUCGCUGUCGCCGCCGCCAAGCCCAACGCAGAUGAGUGCCCGAGGUCGGCCAGAUACGGAUGCCGACGAGGACCUCCGCCCGGGCCACAGCCGCAACCGUGCAUCGGCCGCCAAUAGUGGCAGCAGCUACUACGGCUACUAUGGCUACAACGGCAAUUUUGUGCCCUACUACUUCCCCAGCUCGCCCAUCUGCGCACCGACGACAAACAAGCUGGAGCCGCGGCGCGAGCGGACACCGACGAUCCGGCCAUCGAAGCAGCAGGAACAGCAGAGAGCAGAACAGCAGAAGAGGCAGGACCAGAAGCACGGCUUCUACAAUUUUCAAAAAGCCGCCGACGGUGACGCGGAUCGAGAGCCCGUGCCGCCUCUCCCUCCACUUCCACUCCCACACUCCAUCUUCUCCACGAGUGUUGCCGACGGGUUGGGCUGCAGCAAUGCAGCCCGUGGCCUGCGCUCUAGCUACGGUAGCUACUCGACCGUGACUAAUGCAUCGUCGACCAUCAUCCCGGCGACCAGUCUGUACGGCAAUGCAGUGACGACCGACGCCUUCGAGCCAAUGAUGCCGCUGGCGAGCAUCACAGGGUCGUGCGGUACAGGUUCCUCUGAAGCUACGUCCAGCACGAAUAUGACUAUGCGCGGUCCUGUCAGCCCGGUCCGCCCCAAACGGCCACACGAGGGGCCUCUUGAGAUCCCGGGUCUUGUCAAGCCAGACCCGCCGCCAGCUCCUCCGGUGUUCCACUCGUACGGCCCCGGAGGGCGCAGUUUUAGUAUGCCGGCAACGGCGUUUUCGGUACCGUCCGCCGGCCAAAGGAGCGCCAAGACCACGACGCGUAUGACGAGGGAAGAGGCCAUCUUGCCUCCAUUACCACCGCCGACGCGGGCCCUUCCACCACCACCGUCGCCACCAAAACAACAGGACGACGUGGACAGCAUCGAGUCCCUGGAGCUGCCACCGCUGCUCAUGCGAGACGACGACGAGGAAGAGGAAAGGGGCACAACCUUGCGGUCCUGGACGGCUCCGCGGCGAUGUGCAAGUCCUCUUCCACACGGCCCCAGCCACGACCACGACCACAACCACAACCCCAAGCAAGCAGGGCCCGGCAGCAAACCCGCCACAACAACGGCCUCCUUUUCGUCCACAGUCAGCACCAGCACAGCCAGCGUUCUCAGCAGCAGCACGGCAGAGACGGCCAGCACGGCCACUACCGUGACAAGUAUGCCCUCGACGCAGCCUCCGCGGCAGCUCUUCUCGUAUGCAUCGCCAUCGACCGCCUCGUCGAGCCUAACGAUACGGCCAUCCGCUUCACAAACGAAAACCAACACGCCGUCGACGGACGACAGCGGCACUGACGACAGUCUGUUCCCGUCACGAGCCAUCUUGGACAGUGAUGAUUUCUAA
This is a messenger RNA of Sporothrix schenckii 1099-18, 2766 nucleotides long. RefSeq lists its product as uncharacterized. Lineage: Eukaryota; Fungi; Ascomycota; Sordariomycetes; Ophiostomatales; Ophiostomataceae. The transcript has 2 exons. The record is from RefSeq and is a predicted model, not a curated record. Bases 1 to 2766 code for a protein of 921 amino acids.